Messenger RNA from Procambarus clarkii (red swamp crayfish), 5141 nucleotides. The record is from RefSeq and is a predicted model, not a curated record. Lineage: Eukaryota; Metazoa; Arthropoda; Malacostraca; Decapoda; Cambaridae.
UGUCGUACAGUGAGACUACAGCCAGUGUUUAUGGUGCCAUUUGUUCUGUUAUCAUUUUGCAUGUUCUUCUGGCACUUUUUAUUCUCAAGGCCUUCAGAGAGUCCCCAGUGAAGGGCUCCAAGCAGGAUUAAUUUUGCAAGAUUUUGUGUGUAUAUAUAUUUGUUAGGGUAUUUAAGCUUUGAAAUGAUUUGUUCAGACGUCAGUUCAGCUUGUAUAGAUGCAGAAGUCAAACCAGUUGAUUCAGAGUUACUUGAGUAUUCAUCAACAAGACCAAAGUCAGCAGGACAUGAUGCACAGGCAGGUUCAGCUGGGGCAGCCAGGUAUCAACUGGGUACCCCAACUUACCCUGAAGAGGAACACACAAAUGUUACCAUUGAAGAAAUUGUUAAUUUGGGAGACGAUUGUCUUGGUCUGAAGAUUGUAUUGACUACGAGAGAAGCUUCUUUUAUGGGUGUCAUCAACUAUAUUCUGCCAGCUAGUAAACGAUUGGCAUUGGAGAAGGUGUGUAACCCGAAGACAGGAAAGAAGCGAGUUGGCAUGUUGAAUGUUUUCUUUCACAACAUCCGCAAUAUAUCUGUUAUAGGUGAAGAUAAGGAAGCUCGACAAAGACUGCUAAAGGAUGCAUACCAUGAAGAUAAUAGAGGUAAACAACUUCUGAUGAAGAAGCUUGUUCCCCCUCACUUGGUGGACUUGGGAGAGCAUGCCAAUCAGGUAGAUGAUGAUGUCUUGCUUGGCAGGGUACAGCUAAAACCUCUCUCUAAAGGCUGCAGUAUUUCGAAAGACAAGCAGGACACUCCGCCUCCACCCGCCAGAAUUCCACGACCAGCAAAAUGGGUUGUCAUUGAUACUAUUGGUGAUGCGUUUAAGAAAGCACUCUCUUUCAUCCAUACUGAAAACGUCAUCGCAAUGGGCAUGGAGGGCUUGAAUAUUGGUCGUAGUGGAACCUUAGCUUGGCUCAGUGCUGCAACUUCAACUGUGAUAUUCCUCUUUGAUAUGGCUAAAAUGGGACCUUCAGAGGCUUUUCAAGAAGGCUUGGGAGAUAUUAUUGAAGAUAGCACCAUCUUGAAAGUUGUCCACGAUUGCCGAGCAAUUGAAGACAUGCUCCACCACCAGUUCAGCAUUAAUUUUAAUAAUGUGUUUGAUACUCAGGCUGCUGAAGUGUACAUAUACAUGUUGAACCACCGUGGAUCUGUACCGUGCUUUGUGUCAGGCUUGCCUUCCCUUCUGGUCCGUUACUUGGGUCUAUCACCUCACCAUCUCUUCUUUUCUCACGUCCGUCAGGAAUGUGCUCAGGAUGAUGAGUCAGUAUGGAUGGAACGUCCUCUCCCGACUCAUCUGUGUGAUGGACUGGCCCGGAAUGUUAUGUACCUUCGGGAGCUACGGUUAGAGCUGCUCGACCUCAUACUUGUUGACCUGGCUCAAGUCACAAAUUUGUAUCUAGGCGCUAUACGUGACAAAGAUUCCACUGCUGCAAAGUCUCUUGAGCCUCAUGUUGUUCCAGCAGAAGUUCAGAGGCUCGCCCGCCGCUCUGUCAUCAACCAUGUUGGCUGUGAUUUAUGCAGCAGUAUCAAACAGCCUGGCUGACCAAACUUUCAACAAACCAGACCAUGGAAACAUUGAACUUGGAGCCACAUCAAGGUAAGGUAGUCUACUCUCUCUGUGAGCUACCAUAGUAACAUAUUUAAAGUAGAUUUUUAUGCUUUGUAUAUGCAAAAGGUUUUUCCCAUGCUAGCAGAUUCUGACUAAAAUACACCACAAAAAAAAUGGAUAGCAAAUGAGGGAAUAAGAGCAGUAAAGUGACCUGCUCUGAAAGUUUUUAGUUUACUAUACACUCAGUAUAUUUUCUCAGCUAUCCCACUUGAUUGUGACUUAGUAUAACUCUUAUAGGGAAGAAACUUCCUGAUGGGUUAGAAAACUUGUCACUGAGUAGUCUAAAGGAUGCUACAGGGUAGAGUCAACUUACAGGUGUGAACAAAGUUUGCACUUUGAAGGCUAAUGGGAGGACAGACUGCCAAGAGCAGCAAGGGUGGAAUUGAACCUCUAGACCCUCUGGCUUUGUGGGUGGCAUAUACCUGUAAUUAAUGUAACUGUUUAACUACCAUGCAAAUUGGCUAGGAUAUUCAUGCUUUGGUACACAGGACCAUGGUUUACAAUGGUUUACAAACUAUCUGAUGCCAUCUGCCCAGAUGACCAACUCCUAUCCACAGGACAGUGGAUAUGGGUCCAAGGUAAUAUGGAUGUGAACAAAAUAGACUUCCAGACCAAAAGAAAUAGAACUACAAGCAAUAAUGAAUGUAAUUCACUCUGCUGCCUGUAGUAAGUUCCAGAAGGAACAUCAUUCCAAAUUCUAAAGUACAUGAAUAUUUGCAAAAUAUCAGACAUACCUGAAGAGAGGAAUUCCAACUUUAAAGUGGGAGUUCAUUGGAACCCACAGUGGAGCUUUGUGGCUUCCAAUGUUGCACAGUAAGGACAAAUUAAUGGAGGCCUUAACAAGUUUAAGAAAGGAAGGCCAGAGAUUGAUGACAAAGUUAAACAGGAGAGGCUUCAAUAAUGCUGAGCUAUACAAAGCAAGAUUAUUUGGCAUGAUCCACAUUCCAAAAAUAGCCAGGAAAGGAAUGAGCAAAUGAUUGCUGCAGGGAGGAGACAAUUGCCAUAAGGGCCAUGCCAUCCUGGAGUCGAGCGAAUGUCCAGAGUGCCCAAAGGACCCUUACUAUAAGCUUCAUUUGAGCCCCAUUGAUCACAAGUUUGGAACCUAAGAGUUGAAUGGCAGCUGGGAUAAACAGAUGCUGGAUCACAGAUAACCACAAGCCAAAGGCCACCAGAAAAAAAAAGUCAUGACAAUAGCACAACCCAAAAUAUUUAAGUUUCCAAGUUAAGAGGCUAAGAAUACCAAGCAGCAGUAGUAUGGUGUCCAUACCACAGAAAGCAGGUAACAUUUUAAAAGACUUAAACAUAUGCCAUUAAAUAACUGUGAACCAAUUAAUAAUAAUAAUAAAAAAAACUUUAUGGAAAGGUUGGAGGUGCUAGAUAUGUUGGAAAACAAGAAAAGGGGGUGAUAUGAUCACCACAUAUAAAGUUAUGAUGUGCAUAACAAAAAUCUAAGUAGGCAUUUUUUAAAUGCCACAACAUUAAGAACGAGAAUACAGAUAGAAAUAAUAAAUACAAAAUUAUAAAAACCAUAGAAAAUAAAUUAUUUUUUAAAGUGAUAGGUGAAAUAUGUUGCAAGAGAUGGUUGUGUGAAUAAACACCACUUUGAAGUUUCAAAACUGAUAUGCCAUAGGCUUAUCUCUAGUCCUGUAGCCACACUUAUUUAACACUUGAAUAAUUAUACACAUGCUAAAUGCCUACUACAUGCGCCGCCUCUUGACACAUCUUGGACAUCACCUGGCAGGACAAGGUGAUAAACAACAGCGUCCUGGGGAGAGCUAGAAUCACCAGCAUGUACACAAUGCUGAAGUAGAGACGAUUGUGCUGGCUCGGGCAUGUGGUGCGAAUGGGCGACAGCAGGAUCUCCUGUAUGGAGAGCUGAAGCAGGGAAAGCAUCCAACAGGUAAACUCUAGCUACGGUACAAAGACAUAUGCAAGAGUUACCAGAAAGCCAUGCACGUCAAUCUUGCUACAUGGGUAACACUGGCCGCAGACUGUUCAGUCUGGGUGCAGUCUGUUCAGAAAGGUCUCUCCAAGUUCGAGGAGUUACUUGCCAAAAAAUUGGAGGCAAAGAGACAGAGAAGGAUAGCCGGAGCCAGGAAGACAGACCAGAAUCAGACUUUGUUUGUGCUCCGUUUGAGAUGGACUGCCAUUCUCGGAUUGGCCUCAUCAGUCACACCAGACGCUGCACCAGGAUUGUUAACCAGAGCCCAACUCCAUAGUCUUCAGAGACUGAAGGAUGCCUACUACAAUUACACACAUGCGCACAUUAACUGAAAUCUGGUCCCCACCAACAAAAAACAUAAAAGACUAAGGAUGAACAUAAGGGAAUCACUUGGUACUAUCAUAGGUACCUGGACUGUACCUGAAUGAGGUUCUAUGAGUUCUUCUCUUCAAGCCCAGCCCGGAGCCAGACUUGAUUUGUGAGAGUUUGGUCUAACGGGCUGUUGCUUUUGAGUGCCCUGCAGGCAGGCCAACUAGUUUAGUGCUCUUUGGCCAUUUCCAACUCCAAGGAGGGUUCAAAUCUAUUAAAAUGGAACAUUAUAAGUCAUUCCAGCUAUAUAGUAUCCUCAGGGGCUUCCUAGUGCCAUUAUAACAGCAGACAUUACUUGGAAAGUUAAUUACUGUACCAGUAUUAAAAUGUCACCUAACCUGGCUGCAUAAUUCAAGUGCCUAAAAAGACUGGAAAUGUACCUUAGGAAGUAGUAGAGUUGGAGAGCUCAUUAGUAAGAGAUUUGUACUCACCUAGUUGUGCUUACGUGAGUCGAGCUUUGGCUCUUUGGUCCCGCCUCUCAAUCAACUGAUGUACAGAUUCUGUAGCUUACUGGGCUCUAUCAUACUUUACAUUUGAAACUAUGUUAUGCAUUGCAUUUAUUAACUACUCUGACCAAAUUCUUUCUUAUGUGUCUGCAAUAUGUGUAAGAGGUGUCUGAAAUUUGUGUAAGUUCUCCGAUGCUCAUUGUGGUAAGUGCCAUGUUAAAGAUAAUAUAAUUUGAUGUCUAGCACACAAAAAUACAUUCUUUAACCAUUUAUUAAAAUAUACAUUUAGGUAGGUACAUUCAAGCAAUAUUUAAUAUUUUAUCACAAAUGUGAUGCCCUUUAAUAUAGUUAGAAAGAAAGAAUGGAAGUGCACGUUCAAAAAAUGUAAAUAUUGUUACAGUAUGUCAUGUGCAGCCUACUUUUUUCCUCUACACAGAACAAAAAUUAAGUAUAAAAUAGUUUAAUGUUUACAUAAGUAAAGCAAACCUCACUUUCCUACAAGUCACAGUGCUAUUUAGGAGUAAACAUCACAAAUCUUUACCAAUAGUAAUACAGUAUUAGAAUUAACACUUCAUUCAAGAACAGUAUCAGUGAGCAAGACCUCGUCCUCUGUUGUCUGCCGACGGAACUUGGGUUGUGAUAUCAGGUAAACUACCAGUCCACCAAAGAUAAUAAGGACCAAGCCUGUCACAUUAAUUAGGAUACCUUCUGAUGAGAGUGAUGAAUAGUCUUUU